Messenger RNA from Homarus americanus (American lobster), 1694 nucleotides. RefSeq lists its product as uncharacterized. NCBI's taxonomy places the organism in Eukaryota, Metazoa, Arthropoda, Malacostraca, Decapoda, Nephropidae. The coding region runs from base 336 to 785 and encodes 149 amino acids. The transcript has 2 exons. The record is from RefSeq and is a predicted model, not a curated record.
GGCAGAUUUUCAGGGAGACAGAUCAUAGUGCGGGUGACGGGGAGACUGGUCGGGUGUUGCUGUCUGUUGAUACGGUUCGAAGCUAAUGUACAACUUAUUAACAGUGACUGCGGUAAUUUCGCCUCAAAUUAACAUAAUAGAUUUUUCUCUAAGUACAAGCUGGUGAUUGUUAACUCUCUUCUCUGUGUAGUGUUGACUGUUAACAUACUAAUACAGUACUGUUAUGGUUGUGUGAAAAAUCAAGACGUACCCGUAGACCAUAUACCAUAUCCGAGAGCUUAACGAAAGAAAUUUUUAAGCAUUAAUACCGAGGGAGAGAUCUUGCCUCAAAAGACAUGGCCAGUGUAAUUAAAAUGAUCAACAGCUUCAAGAGCAACCACUUACACGGCGGGAAGCGCUCGCCUGCCCAUACCUCCAAGGACACCACCCUGAGGGAGGACCUGCCUGAAGGCUGCCCCAACAGCGACCUCGUGAACCGACGGAGGGUGUCCAUCUCCAAGAGCGGCCGUUAUAGGGAGAACCACAAGAGACGAAGUGCCCUGCCCGACGACACCAGGAGUAGCGACUCAGACACCCCAGCCAGCCCUACCGAACCUGUUGACACCCAGAAUGUUCUACUGAGAGAUAAGGACAAGAAGAACAAGGAGAAUGAGAAGAACAAGAUGAACGCCACCCGCCGUGAGAGCGACAUCAGCCUCACUGAUGGUCACGCCGUAGCUGAUGAGAUCGAGUCCCUGGCCAAGACUAUAGAAAAUGGAACUAAGGCGGAUUUAGCUCUAACUUAGAUAUUCUUUGGAAGUUACAUUGGAUGUUUGUGAUAUCUAGUUUUUAGGUAUAAUUUGUGACCCAGUGAUUGUCACUCGAUAUCAUGUUAAGGUUUAAUAUUUCUAUAACUCUGUAUAACACUUACUAGGGUUUACACGGUAACCCACCUCACUCUUAUGUCACCUGCUUCAAGUUCUCAAAGAUCCGUAUUUUGAUAUUUUCCAAAAUGAGGGAAAGAGAACGUUUCUAGUUGCAGUUGCGUCUUAUUGUAACUGGAACGUCAUUUAGGAGAUGGUAUAUUUCCCGUAGUUCAAUUGAGUUAGUCAUGUGUGUGUUCCCAUACCCUGUAAUAUCUCCACGCAAGAGAAACUGUCACGUACGAUUUCUGAUCUUUGAGAAUCCGAGCCGUGAUUACACCAUAGUUGCUCCAACCUUGUUACGUUAGUGUGAACGUGUGGCGUUAUCGUGCCUCGUUUGUUAUCGUAUGAGAUAAGAAGCUUUUAACCCAUAUGUCUCAAGAAUGGAUAUGUGUUAAGACUAGGCUGAACGUCGUAAUGUUUGUUUAUUUAUUUUUUUUAGACAAGUUAAAUGUCACCUCGGUGUUUCCAGGUACAGUACUCGCAUCCGGAGAAAGACUAAAUUCCCGAUAGAGGCGGUUAGCAGAAGAAAUAACUUAUGGAAUUCCUUCAUAUAUUUCGCAGGUGUUGUUUGGAUGAUAGUGUAAUAAAAACAAUACAACGGCUUUUUCCUUUAAUUUUUUGUUUCGUUUUUCUCUAUAUUCUUUUAUUAAUCGCCUACAGUGGACAGGGCAUGAAAGAAGCGGGAAAUGUCGUGAUAAAACACGGCGAAAACUUACCAUAUAUAUAUACAGUAUAUAUAUAUAUAUAUACAUACAUACACACACACACACACACACACACACACACACA